Bombyx mori (domestic silkworm) is the source of this 1804-nucleotide messenger RNA. It is a transcript of the gene Inx3, whose product is annotated as innexin 3. Lineage: Eukaryota; Metazoa; Arthropoda; Insecta; Lepidoptera; Bombycidae. The record is from RefSeq and is marked provisional. Gene Ontology annotation, molecular function: gap junction channel activity. Gene Ontology annotation, biological process: phototransduction. Gene Ontology annotation, cellular component: plasma membrane; gap junction.
AGUUUGUGUUUCCGACUCGCAGGCAGCUGGCGUGUCGUGAGCUGCCGGUACACAUUCGCUGCUCGUUACCACAAAUCGCUUCACUAUAAUGACACAUUUUGAAUAACGCGAUGAAAUAAUACACUAUCGGAGCGAAAUUAUAAACUAACGUGAGAUCGUUUUGCUGGUGCUGUGGACACUGCCCACUUGUGUUUGUUAAGUUUCAAGUGAACGGGGAAGUUCCGAAUUACUGUUAGAUUCGAAAAGAGGAUAGUAAGCGAAAUCAUAAGGGAUGGCUGUUUUCGGUUUGGUAUCAUCAGUAGCGGGCUUCGUGAAAGUCCGCUAUCUGAUCGACAAGGCUGUCAUCGAUAACAUGGUGUUCCGUAUGCACUAUCGGAUCACAUCGGCCAUACUGUUUCUUUGUUGCAUACUCGUUACGGCUAAUAACCUGAUCGGUGAACCCAUUGCUUGCAUUAGUGACGGCGCUAACCCUGGACACGUGAUCAAUACGUUCUGCUGGAUCACGUACACAUUCACCAUGCCGAAUACUACAUCUAAAACCGCAGCCCAUCCUGGUCUCGGCGACGACAAUGAUGAGAAACGCAUACACUCUUACUAUCAAUGGGUACCGUUCAUGCUGUUCUUCCAGGGCCUACUUUUUUACAUUCCUCAUUGGAUUUGGAAGAACUGGGAAGAAGGAAAAGUCCGUCUGAUUUCAGAAGGCAUGAGAGGCACAAUGGCCAGUAUAGCUGAUGACAAAAACAAUCGUCAGAAUCGACUCGUUCAAUAUUUGUUGGAUACGUUGCACAUGCACAACACUUACUCCUUCGGUUACUUCUUCUGCGAAGUGUUAAAUUUCGCUAAUGUCGUGGGAAACAUAUUUUUCUUGGACACAUUCCUUGGCGGCGCAUUCUUGACCUACGGCACCGACGUAGUCAGAUUCUCCAAUAUGAAUCAAGAGCAACGAACAGAUCCAAUGAUCGAAGUUUUCCCGAGAAUUACUAAAUGUACAUUCCAUAAGUUCGGUGCCUCUGGAACGAUACAAAAACACGACGCGCUUUGCGUCCUCGCUUUGAAUAUUCUUAACGAGAAAAUUUUCAUCUUCCUGUGGUUCUGGUUCAUCAUCCUGUCAGUGGUUUCCGGACUGGCACUGGUAUACUCGGCUGCGGUAUGUUUAUUGCCAAGCACUCGUGAGACUAUACUCAAAAGAAGAUUCCGGUUCGGAACACCAAACGGCGUCGAAGCGCUCGUUAGGAAGACACAGGUCGGCGAUUUCUUGCUUCUACAUCUGCUGGGCCAGAAUAUGUCGUUGCGAGUGUUUGGUGAAGUUUUGGAUGAGCUAUCACGAAGACUUAAUCUAGGUUCCCAUGCUCCGUCAGCUCCGUCGACGCUCGAGAUGGCUCCUAUUUAUCCUGACAUUGACAAGUAUUCUAAGGAAACCGAAACGUAACUGUCAUUUUAAUCGACACACAGAGCAAUCCACUGUAAAGAUUACAUUCUAAAUCAGAACUAUACCACCUUAUGUCACUUAUUAGUUUGAAUAUAUUUAGUUAGAAAUAUUGGACUAUGGCAAACUAGCAUGUUCCUCGAUGAAAUAUUAUAGUUUUUUAAGAUUUAUAUUCAGCAUUUACGUCACAGUUCAGCUAAAUGUUAAUAUUUCACUACUAAAUGUAUUUGACUUUCAAAUAAUAGUAAGGACGAAACUUUGAAUGUAAUUUACUGUGAAUGGUUCUGGAAAUUACGAUCGUUCGAUUUUUUUUUCAAAUGUAAGCAACUAUUCAUGACAUUCCGCAUUUUAAUAAUUAUCUCAGUAUGAAAAAAAAAA